AUGGCACACCUCGUACCGUCUGGAAAGUGGGAUGCCCGCCACCUCGGCCCUGUCCCCCACGACAGCUCGUACUACACCAAGUGCUUGUUCGGUGGUGUCCUUGCAUGCGGUACCACCCAUGCAGGUAUCACCCCGCUCGAUGUCACAAAAUGUAACAUGCAGGUUAACCCGGGGAAAUUCAACGGCUUGAUUUCCGGCAUCAAGACGAUCGCUGCGGAGGAGGGCAGCAAGGGUCUGUGGAAGGGUGUCGGGCCGACGUUCAUCGGCUAUUCGCUUCAGGGUGCGUUCAAGUACGGUCUGUACGAGAUCUUCAAGGACACGUACAUGAACCUGGCUGGUGAGGAGGCGUCGGCCAAGUACAAGGGCGCCAUCUGGCUUGCGGGUUCCGCAUCCGCAGAAUUCUUUGCGGACAUUGCGCUCUGCCCGCUGGAGAUGACCAAGGUCAAGAUCCAGACGAGCCCCGCGGGCACAUUCCCCAUCCCGACGUUCACCGCGCUCGCCGAGAUGAACAAGCUCAAGGCCGACACGCGGUUCCCCUUCGGCUCGCUCGUGCCCCUCUGGUCGCGUCAAAUCCCGUACACGAUGGCGAAGUUCUUCUUCUUCGAGUACAUCGUCCAGCUCUUCUACAGCCACGUCUUCACCGCGCCCAAGGACUCGUACAGCAAGCCGACACAACUCGGUGUCACGUUCGCGUCUGGUUACCUCGCCGGUGUCGUUUGCGCCGUCGUCUCGCAUCCCGCCGACUCGCUCGUGUCGCAAAUGGGCAAGCCGUCGAACAAGGGUAAGGGCCUUGGCCAGAUCGCGUCGGAGGUUGGCUUUGCUUCGCUCGCCACGAAGGGUCUUGGUACGCGUGUGCUCAUGAUCGGUACCCUCACUGGCUUCCAAUGGUGGAUCUACGACUCGUUCAAGGCCGCGAUGGGUCUUGGUACGACUGGUGGCAAGUAA
Molecule: messenger RNA, 945 nt
Organism: Postia placenta MAD-698-R-SB12
Lineage: Eukaryota; Fungi; Basidiomycota; Agaricomycetes; Polyporales; Adustoporiaceae
Exons: 4
Coding region: 1-945 (314 amino acids)
Biological process (GO): mitochondrial phosphate ion transmembrane transport
Cellular component (GO): mitochondrial inner membrane
Molecular function (GO): phosphate transmembrane transporter activity
Source: RefSeq, a predicted model, not a curated record